This is a messenger RNA of Lagopus muta (rock ptarmigan), 7592 nucleotides long. RefSeq names its product PHD finger protein 7-like. The transcript has 9 exons. Gene Ontology annotation, cellular component: nucleus. The record is from RefSeq and is a predicted model, not a curated record. NCBI's taxonomy places the organism in Eukaryota, Metazoa, Chordata, Aves, Galliformes, Phasianidae.
AGAAUCCCCUCUCCUCCUUGCAGGUACUCCCGCUCCAAUUCCCCCAUUCUGAUUCAUAGAGUCUCCUACCACCCCCCGUUCCCCUCUCUUUGACCCCCAGGGUCCCGUGUCCUCCUUUCUUCCCCCACCUCCUCACCCCUUUUUCUGACCGCUAGAGUCCCCUGUACCCCUCCGUGUGCUCCUCCCUGACCCCUGGAGUCUGUUCCCCCAUUUUGACCUGCAGCCCCACCCAGCCGUACUCCUUUGCUGCCCAAUAGAAGCCCCCCACGACCCCUGGCCAUCUCCUCCCACCCCUCCCUCCAGCCCCAGAUGGACUUUCUGCCUUGUAGAGGCUCUGUUCACCCCUUUCCCUUGCACAACCCACUGAGUCCCCCUCCAACUCUUUUUCAACCCCAUAGGCACCCCACUCCCCUCUUCUCCUCCCAAAUAUUAAGCUCUACCCCUGGCUCCUCUUCCACCCCAUAGAAGCCCUGCAUAACCCCCCGAUUUCCCCUGCCAUCCCCUCUCCAUUCCUAGACCUCCUUUCCUCCCAGUAGAAACCCUACUCCCCUUUUUUUUCCCCUCACAAUCCUCUGUCCACUCCUAGAACAGCCCCUUCUGCACAAAAGCCCCCUUCCAACCCCUGAAGUUGCCCUCCACAACAUUGCCCUCCACAAUGUACCCCUGCAACCCCAGGCCCCCUUCGCACUCACAGAAGCCUCUUUCUCCUGUUUUCCCCCUCCAAACCCCUCUCUCCACCCCCAGGCCCCCUUUCCACAUCACUGGGCUUCUAGCCCACCACAAUCCCCCGCUUUUCCUCUUCCACCCUUUCUCCACCUCCAGACCCUCUUUCCGCCUCACAGAAGCUCCACUCACACCUUUCCCCCCGUAGAUUCCCCACAACCCCCCUAUCCAGCCCUGCAGUCAUGCAGAAGAAUCUGGAGAUGCCCUCGAGGGGUUUGGGGCAUGCGGGGGGUUCCCAGGUGGGUCCAGGGGGUUCUUGGAUUCAUCCAGAAGGGUCUGGAGAUGUCCAAGUGGGGUCUUGAGGGUGUGCAGGGGGUCUCCAGGAUGCUCCCGGGGAUCCCUUGAAGGAUCCGGAAGCUCCGAGGAUGGGCCCAGGAGCUCCGAGGAGCCUCUGGGAUGACCUGGAGAUGUCCCACCAGUAGAGUCUGGUAGGGUCCAGAGAGUCCUCAUGUGGGGCUGAGUAGUACUGGAGUCAUGCAGAAGGGCCUGGGGAUGUCCCUGAGGGGUGUCGGGGUGACCAGAGGGUCCCUAGUGGUUCCUGGUGUGCUCCAGAGCUCUCAAGUGAGGAUUUUGAGGACAGCCUCACGUAGUGACCCGCUCUUGGGCUGCUUUGUCCCCGUGAGAUCGCCCCCAAAAGUGUCUGUUUCCAUUCAACUCAAUCCUAUGUCAGUUUUGUUGUGUGUUUUCCCCACUUCCUUGCAGAAAUGGAUGGUUUUCGCCAAACCACCGUGCAGGGCCCCACGGAAACAACUCCCCCCAGGGCCACCGGGUGACAGCGGCACAACCGCCGGCGGUGCCAGCACUGGGACAAGCGCCUGUCCCCGAAGUUCUCACUGUCAGUGUCACCGUGGAACCUGGGGCCGGAGCAACGAACCUCAAGAGCCCCGUCAGCGUCCUGCAGCUCCUGGAGCCGGGUGCCACUGUGGCCCUGGCUGCCCAUGACUGUCCCACGCUGUGCCCCCUGCCAUGGUGGGGGGGAGCCCUCUGGUGCCCAUCGUCGUCUGUCACGAGGACGGGACACGCACGGUGCUGAACUCUGUGCCGCCACCAGAGGAGACCGCGUGUGACAUCGGCGUGGCACAGCCGUGCCGCGCUGCCAUCAUCUUCGUGUGUGGCUUUGGGCAGCCGGCGUCGGGUGUCACCGCCAUGAGGGGGGGGCAGAAGGACCCCCUGGGGACAUUGCGCCGGAACUGUGGGCACCGUGACCAGCUGGAGGACAUGCUGGGCAAGUGGGGACACCGCAUCACGGUGUCACAGCCCCAGAGUUGGGGACAUCCCGUGUCACGUCUCAGGGCUGUGGUCUCGCCCACAGCGUCACACCAUGAAGUUGGGAUGCCUGUGUCCCCCGUGUGGUGUCACACUCCGAAGUUGGGGACACCUUCACGUCUCCCUGGUAGCGUUGCAUCCCAGAGUUGUGGACCCCCGCCAUUCUCACACCAUGAAGUUUGGGACACCCAUCUGGGACCCCAUCUGUGUCCACCCCCACAGACCACACUGUUCCCAUGGGGCGGGGGUGACACCCCUUACUUUGGAAAUGCAGGUUUAUUUUUUGCUAACAGAGGAUUGGGGAACACCGCCCCACACCCCAUGUCAGUAAUGAAGGGCAGAGGAGCGGCUGUGGGGCUCCACGCAUCUCAUCGGGGUUAAACUUUGGGGACAGAGGUCACUGCAGCAUCGUGGCUCCAUAGCCCCUCUGGCCCCAUAACCACUGCAGCCCCAUCUCGUAGCCAUCCCAUAUCCUUAUCCCGCACCUUUAUGCCAUCCCAUAUCCAUCCCAUCUGCCCCAUAGCCCUCUCAAACCCAUCUGGUAUCCCUGCCUCCACACCCCGUCCCCAUCCCCCACCCCACACCCAUCCCAAAUCCUUGUCCCUACAGAUCCUCCUUGCAAACGGGGCUCCCCAGUGGCUGCGGGUCUGGCUGAUGGCAAAGUGCUGGGGCAGGUGGUGAUGCACCUUUCUCCAUCGCUGAGCUCACGUGGCAGUGAGUAGGGCCACUGCCUCGCUUACUGCCCUGUCUGUUCAGCUUCUCUUCUGGCUACAGACGCUGCCAGGAUGUCAUGGUUCUAUGCUGGUGUCACGUUGUCACAGGCAGUCAAAUAAGCCUGUCCCAAAGGCGUUGGUGUCUUUGUUCUCCCUGUUGAGCCCAUCGAUUGGCACAGCAGCACCACAGAAUCACAGAAUCGUAGGGGUUGGAAGGGAGCUCCAGAGUUCAUCGAGUCCAACCCCCUGCCAAAGCAGUUCCCUACAGCAGAUCGCACAGGUCGGCAUCCAGGCGAGACUUGAACAUCUCCAGAGCAGGAGACUCCACCACCUCCCUGGGCAGCCUGUUCCAGUGCUCUGUCACCUCACCUAAACAAGUUCUUGCGCACAUUCGUGCGGAACUUCCUAUGCUGCAGCUUAUGUCUGUUUCCCCUUGUCCUGUCUCCACGUACCACUGGAAAGAGAGUGGCCUCACCACUAUGGCCCCCACACUUCAGAUAUUUAUAAACCUGGAUCAGCUCCCCUCUCAGCCUUCUUUUCUCCAGGCUGAACAGACCCAGUUCACUCAGCCUUUCUCCAUAGCAGAGAUGCUCCAGGCCCCUCGCCAUCUUUGUGGCCCUCUGCUGUUCUCUUUCCAAGAGAUCCCUGUCUGUUUUGUGCUGGGGAGCCCAGAACUGGACACAGAGCUCCAGAUGAGGCCUCAGCAGGGCAGAGCAGAGGGGGAGGAUCGCCUCCCUCGACCUGCAGGCCACUCUCUUUGCAAUGCACCCCAGGACGCCAUUGGCCUUUUUGGCCACAAGGGCACACUGCUGGCUCACGGCCGACCUGUCGUGGUAAACAGUGAUAGACAAGGGGGAAUGGUUUUGACCUGAAGGACGGAAGAUUGGUUAGGCGGUCUGCAGGAGACCCCCACCAGGAUGGCAACAGUGUUGCCCCCCCCCCCCCCCCCGAUCCUUACACACAGGGACUCAACCUGAUCAUUCCCAGCACCAAGCUCAACAACACUGAAACACUCUCUAAUUUUGAGAGCCAUGCCACAACCCCUCCUUCCUUGCCUAUCCCCUCCAAAGAGCUUAUAGCCCUCCCUCGUAGCAAAACACGCGUGGGAGUGAUGGCAUAAGUCAUAGUUUGCCUGCUGCACAAUGGCUUCCAGCUCCUCCUGCUUCUAGCACUUGCUGUGUGCGUUGCUGCAGAUGCACUUCAGCCGAGACAUUGCUGACACCCACAGCUCCUGCGUUCUUCCUCUUCAUACCCAAUUUCAAGCUCUCAAGCUAGCAUAACGUACUCUCAGCGCCAGUGAUGACAUGCCCACAGUAGUGUGUUCAGUUCUGGGCUUCCAACUACAAGAGAGACAUGGAGGCCCUGCGGUGUGUCAGGGCAACGGGGCAGGAAGGGGUCUGGAGCAAAGGUGCCAUGAGGAGCGGCGGAGUGAACUGGGGUUGCUCAGUGGAGAGGAGGCUCAGGGGAGGCCUCACCACUCCGUACAACUCUCUGGAAGGAGGCUGUAGAGAGGGGGGGGUCAGCCUCUUCUGCCAGGUAACAGCGAUGGGACGAGGGGGAACGGCCUCCAGUUGCACCGGGGGAUCCCCGUUGGACCUUAGGAAGAACAUCUUUGCUGAAAGAGCGGUCGGGCACUGCUUGGCACAGCUGCCCGGGGAGCUGGGGGAGUCAGCGUCCGCGGAGGCGUCCCAGAACCCUGGGGAUGUGGCACUGAGGGACGUGGGCAGGUGGGGGGUGGGACUUGGUCAUCGUAGAGCUCUUUGCCAACCAUAGGGAUUCUGUGAUCCUGUGGAUCGAGCCAUUUAUUGUAAUGAGAGGUGAUGAGCAGCAAACAGCCAAAAAGUCAUGGAAACACGCAAACACUUGACUGGGAUACUGAUGGAGCCACAGGCCCGGCAGCACUCAGGUGGGGCCGGGAGGGUGGAUGUGUCGCCCAGUGCCGUCAGCAGCACCAACACGCCGGGCUCCAGCGGGGCUGCGUCUGGCACUGGGCCCCUCGCCCUGCGCUGGCUGCAAGAGCCGCCGCCCUCCUGCCUGGGUGCCCUCAGCCCCUGUGAGGUGUGAUGGCAUCACAGAGGGUGGCACGGAACGGCCGUUGUGACACGCGGGGUGCGGAACAGAGCUGAGGCUGCGGGGCUCAGGCCGAGCUCAGUGCGACCUGGUGAGGUGAGCAGGGAGGAAGGGGCUGCCUGAGGCUGCCGAACGAGGAGGCUUCCCCAGCGCUCAGGGGCCUGAGCUGAGAACUCAGCCUUGUCCCGCUUCUCCCAUAGGUUGGCACGCGGAGGACGAAGCCCAGUACUGCUGGGACAGAGAUUCUGUGAGCGCUUGUCAUCAACACACACAGUGUCCAUGGAGACACAGGAGGCCGCUGGCUCGAGGGAGCCAGCAUGCGUGCUGUGUGGCCGAGUGGAUGAGCAUUCGAGCAUCCUUGGGCACAAAGUACAGAUCGGUGGAUUCUAUUUCCAUAGUCUCUGUGCGCUAUUUGCCAAUGGUCUUUAUCAACGUGUGGAAGGCAGUAUAAAGACAGGUUUUCGCACAGAAGAUCUGGUACGCACCAUGAAGCAGGCAGAGCAGACGCUCUGCUUCGUUUGUGGCAAUCUGGGGGCCAGCAUCACCUGCGCAGAUCCGGGCUGUGACCGCAGCUUCCAUCUCCCCUGCGCCUCGGAGGGUGAAUGCGUCACCAAGCACACUGCAGAGUUCAGGGCCUUCUGCUGGGAGCACCGCCCACACCAGGCAGUGGAGGCAGCACCUGUGCAGGACACGACCUGCAUCGUCUGCAUGGAGCCCGUGGGUGACAGCAGGUCAUACAGCACCAUGGUGUGCCCAGCCUGCCGACAUGCCUGGUUCCACCGGGCCUGCAUCCAGGAACAGGCUCUGCGCGCAGGCAUUUUUUGCUUCCAGUGCCCCCUCUGCAGAGACCGGGUCAAGUUUAUUAAAGACAUGGUCUUUAUGGGGAUCCGAAUCCCAUUCAGAAGACCAACAUGGGAGGACGACAACACCUACGCAUCUCUACUGGAGAGGCACAGGAGAUGCGAUGCCAGCGACUGCCGUUACGCACGCGGCAGGGAGCGGGCAGAGGGAGAGGGGCCCUGGCAGCUGCUCCUCUGCAGCUCCUGUGCUGCGCAAGGCACUCAUCGGCGCUGCUCCAACUUGAGUCAGAGCACAGCCAGCUGGGAGUGCAACGCCUGUGCUGGAGAGGGCAUCGCCUCCAGCAGCAACUCGGAUCUUGCUGAAUACAGCACCAUCAGCCAGCAGGAAAUGGAGCCAUCCCAAGGCUCUGCGACACCAGAGAGGAGCAGCUCCAGCACCACCAGCCAGGCGCCAUCGGGGCCAGCUGACUGUUCCCACGUGCCUGAGAGCGGCGGCCUGUCCAGGCAGCGCAGGACAGACCGGAGGAGAAUCCGCCCACGUCUACACCGGGAUGAAAAUGGCUUUAAUGAGCCCCAAGAACACCGUGGGAGUAGCCACACUGCUGCCCCAAUUGCCGAGAGCAGCACCCUAAACUCUGCCAGCCAGGGGACAUCAGAGUCCUCAAGGAACUCCCCUGCAGUUGGCUACAACCUCCGGAGCAGACAGGGGCGGCGAGCUCAGACAAGAAGCCGCUCUCCGUUGCAGUGCCGGGCCCCAGAUUCUCCAAGCCAGCCCCGAAGACGCCAAACACGUGGGAGCAGGCAGGCACCAACCCGAAGUGCUGAGAGCGGCACCAACAGACGCACAAGACGGGGAGCACCGCAGCCCUCAAGAGCUUCCACAGCAGCUGAUGGAAGCCGGUCCACACAGCCAGGGCGGGCCCGGACUCGAAGCCGCUCCCCUCUUGAACAUCGGGCUGCAGAGACCCGCAGCCAGCCCCGAAGAUGCCGCAGGAGCCGCUCCAGGCGGCGAGGGCCAGCCCAGGGGUGAAGCCGCUCCCGGGUACCACGUCAGGCCCCGAACAUCAACAGCCUGCCCCAAUGAUGUCGUGGGAGCAGCCAUGUGCAAGCUCCAAUUGUAUCCAAAGUCAUCACAGUCCAUCACAAUAAAACUGAGAGUUCCAUCACGCCACUGUCAGUUUUGUUCUUCUCUGCCUUUCCCGGGGUGGGCAGCUGUACAGGCUGGCCCUUCCCCCCAGCACCCAACCCACUCCCUCCUCCCUGCGGCCCGGCUCAGGCUGAGCUGGGUUCUGGCCCCGACUCUGGCGGGGCGCAACGUUUCCAACACGCAACGGAGGCCAGGCUGGCAGCUGCGGCCCCGUCCUGGGGGCGUUUCCGUCGUCUUGGGCACGCCGCUGUGUUUGCGACAUGCAGGCAGCCCUGGGGCUGCUGCGGGCUGCGGCGUGGGCCAGGACCCGGCCUUUCCUCCUGCAUUCGGCCAGUGCCACAGUGCCACAGCUCUGAGGGCUGCUGCUGCUGCUCUGGGGAUGCUGCCAGGCAGGGGGUGACGCAGCCCAUCGAGCGCGUGAGCCACUCUCCUCUGCCCCAAAGUCCGGCGUCACGCCUCCUGUGAGAGCAGUACCAGUGCUGCCACUGCUCCUAAGCGGGACGGCCACCCUUUCCUUACUCGCUCCAACUGCCCAGAGAAGCAGCCCGCCGCUCUCUCCCUGCAUCCAGUGUGUUCUCCUAACAGCCCCAGCGCAGCGCGUGACGUUUUGCUGCCGUGCCACAGCCGUCUUGCAGCCCCGAGCGCGGUCGCAGCCCCCUUCGCUCUCGCGACACGGCGCGUUAGCGGCCUCGUCUCAUUCCAGCUUUGCAAGCCCUCCUUCCCACGCCCGCUCCGGGCCCGUCGGCCGCACUCCGCCGCGCACCCAGCGCUCUCCGGCCGGUGCCCCCGCGCCAUCUCCCGCCGGCCGGGCCGUCUGGGCGCGUUCCCUCCCCCUCCGGCUCUCGCUGGCCGCCGCGCAUCCGGGGACGCCCC